This is a messenger RNA of Falco peregrinus (peregrine falcon), 9634 nucleotides long. RefSeq names its product G protein regulated inducer of neurite outgrowth 2 (gene GPRIN2). The coding region runs from base 498 to 2291 and encodes 597 amino acids. NCBI's taxonomy places the organism in Eukaryota, Metazoa, Chordata, Aves, Falconiformes, Falconidae. The record is from RefSeq and is a predicted model, not a curated record. Gene Ontology annotation, biological process: neuron projection development. The transcript has 4 exons. Gene Ontology annotation, cellular component: plasma membrane.
UGAAGCCGCAGGAUUAUCUCUCUCCCUCCCUCCCUCCUGGGCUCCAUUUUAUUUCCUCUCCAGCCAAGAGGGGAGGCAGGAAGGGGCGUCACGUCCAGGCAGAGGAAACCCCGUCUCCCAGGCUCCUGCCUUUGAUGCUCUCUAACAAUCCUUCCUCCUCCCCCUUAGCCUACCUUGGUGCCAACAGCACAGGCGGACCAAGGAGCCCAGUUCCCAAAGGAAAUCCGAACUCUCUUGCCUUUCAUUCUCCUCAGAUUUCUGAGCAUCUGUUUUAAAUCCCCUCCAAGUACGUUGGGCAGGGAAGCUGGAUGUGCAGUCCCUGAGGAGGGGGAAGGUAAGGACCACGGAAGCCAUGUGUUGCCCGUUCUCUCCUCUCCUGGGAGGACGCGGAGCCCUCUCCGCUGUGCCAGCAGGUCUCUGAGAGUAACAAAGCCGAUGAGGGGAAGGGAGAGGAGCCGCAUAGAGACAGACCCAGGCUUCUAUCUCUCUUUUUUGCCAUGUCAGCUGACAGCCACCAGCUCCACACUCAUUCCUACCAGGACUCACUAAGUUCUACUUGUUACAGUCUCUUGAAUGUCAAUAGUCACCCCCUGUCGAAGAGCUCCUCAAGUCUGGCUUAUAGUGGGCAAUCAAGUUUAGAGGAAAGUCAAAGCAACAAACAGGAGCUAAAGAAAAGCCACAGUAGCACCAUCUGCCAUACCCUGGGAAACAAGAGUGAUGCAAGGAGUCCUGGGUGGUCCUUCUCACAGCCUGGGAUGGUGGGACUUGGAUCAGUGGUCCAAACCAUGAGCGACCGGUCAGGCAAUGACAAUUCACAGAGCAGAAGUAAGACUACAAACCAUAUUCUUAUCGCUGAAGAGUCCCCAGUGUCCUGGGAAGUGAGGGGCACUAAGAUGUGUGUAAAGAGCAGCACUGUUGAGAAUGUUUCUUCAGCCUGCAUCGUCCACCAGCAAAGCAUGUGUAAAACGGAAGAACCAGGAACGACCCUUCAGAGAAGCCACUCAGACCUAACUUGCAGUUGCAAACAACAGACCUAUGUCACUCACGUAGAAACCAGUGCUGCUCACUCCAGCCUAAGUUCUAGCUGCAGGCAUGAUCCACCAAUGGCUAGGGUGUCUUUCCAAACGCAGAGGUAUGGAUCAGAAACAAAUGAAAAUACAUCUCACUAUCAAAACCUUGUGACUCAUCUUCCCGUUCUGCCCAGAGACCAAAAAGUACCCACAAACAGCUUUGACAGCAGUGGUAUUCCACGUAACACUACUGUUUACACAGAUCCUGGAACGUUUCACGCUGCCGUGCUAGGACCCCACAUGCCUGGAAAUGGUUUCUCAAACAGGACGAUGUUCAGUCAAGCCACUGGGAUUAUUCACGGUGGUCUGACUUACGGUACUAUUCCAAACUCUGCAUACUCCCCCAUGGUGAUGACGGUUCAUAACAAUUCUGCAGGGGCCUGUAAUAUACGGCAGGACCCUUGUAUGAAGGUAGAUGCCACCGUCCCUGCCUACUGCCAUUCUUUGCCCAUACCAUCUAUACAACUUGUGCCACGGUUGGUAUGCUCGGUUAGCGAGUCAGGAAAAGAGCAGGCAGCACCUGGCUAUUUUCAUUCCUUUUCUACUUCAGACAUUCUGACAUAUCCUAAGCUGGUGUCUUCAGUAAGUGAAUCAGGCCUGGAUGCCAAGAGAGUCCUGAAGUGCUGUAGCAUUCCUGGAGAACAACUGCAACAUGCUCAACACUGCGCUCAGCCAGAGAGAGCUCCUCCAGAAACAAAGGCUGCCUGCGUUGCCCUUAGUAGCCAGCAAGGUGCAGACAUGGUAAUGACCAUGAAGGAUAUGUGGACUAUGACCUCUAUGAAUGAUUUAACCAAAGGAUUGAAACCAGCUCAUGAGUUUAGAGAUGCCGAGGUACAAACCCUUCCAACCAUGGAGUGCAAAUCCGUGGCAACAAGCCCGGCGGCUGCAGCAGAAGGCCACUCGCAUGUGUUCCCCGAGGUGAACUUGGAGCAAGACUUGGAGGCCCCCAAAUCUCCAGUACGUGAAGUGAGAUGGGAUGAUGAAGGAAUGACAUGGGAAGUGUAUGGGGCAUCUGUGGAUCCAGAAGUCCUUGGGUUAGCCAUUCAAAAACAUCUUGAGAUUCAAAUAGAACAAUUCCAGACAGACCCUGCUCAGCUGGCUGGGGACAGUAAUGAGGAGCCAUCUUCUGAUAAAAUGGGGAAAAAAAGGUCAUUCAGAACAAUGAUGCAUUCCCUGAGAUACCCGAGCUGUUGUGCUCGUUCCAGUACUGCAGUGGAGUGAGCAGAGCUGUAGGAUGUAGGACAGCUGUGCUGCUUUUAAAUUGUAAAUAAAUGCUGACUCUUAAGUGUUAACACAGUACCUGUGGACAACCCACGUCAGGAUAAAUGGGAAAAGUUCAGUGACCGUCAAAUGCACAGCAAAGCAAGGAAAAACCCGUGACCGGGCCAUAUAACAGGACGUGAGGUUGUACCUACAUCAUGCCAUCUGAAAGCUCUUGGCUGUAUUUAAUGUAGCACUGUUUUAUUCUUCUGUGUUAGUUUUAAAUGAUAUUGUAAGGAAUGAGACUUCUUUUCUAAAUGAUGCAUCUUUUUAAAAUAAUUUUUAAAAAUAAUUUAGGGUUAAGUAUUUUAAUAAUUUAGGGUUAGAAAACAAAGUUAGAAAAUGAUGCUUUAAUCAAAGUUCUUAGCUUUCGGUCCUACUCCCUUAAAUUGUUUUGGGAGAUAUUUUGCUGUUAAUUUAUAAUAAUGCUGACUAUGAGCCCACUUUAACUGUAGGCAAAUUGACAACUAGUGUAAUGCUGUAUGACAAAGAAUUACAACUGUUGCUACAUAACUCUGAAGUAAUUUCAGUAUUGCAAGUCUGAACUCUUCCCUUUGCAAGCUGAUGUACAGUUGGAGGAUGCUCCUGCAACUUUCAAAUUAGUUUGUAGUAAUGAUGAGAUAUAUUCUAAAUAAUCCAGCACUGAUGUUUACCAAGUGAUUGACACAAAUGUACAGUAUGACCAAAGAUGACUCAUGUGAUGUGAAUUACUUAUUGAAUGCUUGUUUUAGAGACAUGGAACAAAAGCUGUUCACAUUAGUCUGUCACGCUAUCAUACCCUACAAAUCAUAAGCAGUUUUGUUCUGCUUAUAUUAAAAGUAAUUUCCAGUGAGUUCUUUUUAUGUGCAUCUAUCCUGAACAGUGGUUAUUCUGUUGUUGCAUAAACCACAGGCAACUGUUUGCAUGUAACCUUUGCUCCUCUUGUGUUCCCUGCCUGGUCUGAGUCAAGCGUCUGCUGAAAAGUGAGACUUCGUGCUUCGCCAAAGCACAGCUCCGAGGUUAUUUGUUCCAAGUGCCUUGGUCAUAUGGGCAGCUUAAAGAUUUUUCUUCCAAAACCAACUUUGCAAUUUCCCAGUGAGAAACUUUUGAUGAUACUGUAAUGCAUCCAUAGUCCAAGGCCUGUUUGAACUGAAAGGUCUGUCAAGGAAGCUGAGACUAUUAUUUCCAGUGUCGUCUGUGGCCUUUGGUCAAUGUCUAAGCUUCUUUAGGAAACUAGGAAUGUGCAGUGUUGUUUGAUGAAGACAGAGGAGGAACAUUCUGUCUCAAAGGAAAACUUGCCAUAUCAGAGAACUUACUGCUGUGGGAUUAUCUAUUCUUUCUUUAAAAUUGUGUGGUCAUGCUUUUGUUGGUUUGGUUUGGGUUUUGUCCCAGUAAGUUAGCAGGCUGCCUACAAAAUGCUCGCCUGACAUUUUUAUAUGAGCAGGAGCCCCUGCUGCUUAGGACAGCUUUAAAAUUUCAUCUAGAAAAUCUUUAAAUACAGGACCUGCUAGCUGGAAUGUCCUGCGAUGCACUAAUUUAAUAAUGUAGACUAGUUUAAGAACAAAUUCUAACUUCUGAACAAAGUGGAAUUGAACAGAGCUGGCUCCUGUGAAACUCACUUUACAUUCAGGAGGCUCCAUUCAGGCCCUGGGACUUUGGCCUCAAUAAAGUCUGAACUCAAAAUGAGUUUUAUACAAACGGAGUCUGAAACCACUGGAAUAUGAUGCCUUACUCAGGAUGCCUCUAUAGCUGUAGGCAUCCAGGUUUCCACAAUGAUCCUAGAUGUUGAAGUUCCUUUUAUUAAAGUUUUACUAGAAGUAAAGAAGCAAAAAAAAAGUCACCUGCUAUUAUUUAGCGUUUAGUUAAACAGUUUUUAUAUGGGCUUAUUUUCUGGUCCAGAGUAUCAUAAGCAGUACCAAACAUUGAUUUCAUCCAUUCUUCAAAUAUCACACUUUGAGAAUUUUAAGCACUGUAAUGGCCUAAACCUUUCUGUUGUCUGUUACCUUGUCCUUGGCUGUGCAGGAAAAUUAAAGAUUGGAACAAUCAAACUAAAGCUUUAAUAUAGCAAGUGACCCUUGCUCCCGUGACUGUCGUAAUCACACUUUCAAGCUAUUUGGCAUACGAGUUCUCCUUCCCACCCCUGCCUUCCCAAGCACCCCUCCAAAAUAAAGCCCCCAACUCUAGGAAGAGGCUAAAAUAGGACCAGUGUCAAACUGGUCAGAAAGAGAUAGUUUGCAGAAGGGACUGGAGCAAUAUGGCAGUCCCCCGAGUGCUUUGCUUCUUGUAUACUGUAAAGGCUGGAACAGCUCUUAGACUUCACACAGCUCUGGUGUGAAUUACCUAUGGUUUAUAUAUUGGUACAGAUUUGCUGUUAUGGUGCUAAACACUGAUUAUCAUUCCUGGGUGAGAAAAAUAAAUAACAAGUGAGGGGAAAGGACACCAGCGAUUUGCUAAUCAGGAAAAACAGAUGCUCGCUCAUUACAGGCAUGGUGAGUCUUUAGGAUACUAAUUGGAGUUGCUGUGGGAAACAGACGUAUCGUUUGUGUUUGAGGAUUUCCUAUGCUUUUGCAAAGGUUAAAAUACGAGGUAUAUUAAUGGAGAUCUGGGAAAAAAGCAGACAAAUACUCAUCUAAAUAUUAGCUACAUGGGUAAAAUAAGCUGUGUAACUUUUACGAUGGAUACCUCUUAAAAAAGGGAAUUUGGAUUCACUUUGCAUUUGGGUUCAAUUUAAAAAAAAAAUUUAAAUGCGGUUAGGUUGUAUAUUAAGCUUUCUUCAUAUUAGAGCUCUGUUCAAGUGUUAAUCUUGUAAACGUGAGAGCUCUUAUCUCUGUUUUUUAUUUUUUUCUGACUUGGAAAAAUCCGAAUCCAUUGCAUUCUACUUUUAAAUAUGACUAAAGCAGAAGGAAAACUUCCACUAGAUUUAUAACUGAGCAGGUCAAUGCUUAACACAGAUGCAUGUCAAGCUAGGGUGAAAUCAGAGUGCAUUAUUUCCUUCAGCCCAUUUGAAAACCAGUUUGCAUUGCGUCAUGUUGCCUCUGCUCCCCAGCCCGAAUGGUCAGCUAUCGUUUGCAGCUGAUCAAGCUGGGGUUGCCUUUAGCACAAACCCUCAGUGAGGGCUGCAUGGCACACGAGGAACUUAACCCUCUUGCCUCAGUGCUCCUUCUUUCCCUUAAAUAGGGAACAGCCACCUGGUAAUGCAGCAUUUUGGGUAUGUUAUGUCAUCCCUGGACACUAAGUAAUGUCUCUAGAAGGAACGAACUGUAUAUGAUACUUGGUGGGUAUGGGAUUGAUAAUGGGCUGAGAUGCUUAGGUCAGUGGUUCAGCACAGACUGAAAGGAAUUGAUGCUAAUAUCACUAUGCUGAUGAAAUAGCUCUGAAAAAUUUAUAACAUUUCAUUUCACUCUGAAUUAUUAUCUUGCUUUAGUAACAAAGGAGAUGUAUCACAAACUUCCCAGCGAUUCCUGCUGUCCCUAGGGUGAUGAGGAGCCAGCCAUGGGGAUGGGGGUGUGCAGCUGAGGGGCUGUCCAAAGAUGGCAACCCCGUGACGGGGUCCUGUGGGCUCUCUCUCAGUCGCAGUUCAGUCUGUGGUGGUUGCAGACCGUGUGCCUUUGGCCUCAUGCUGCUGGAAGAGACCUUUUACUAACACAGCCUGGAUCCUGAGCUGGUUCUGCUAAGGACGGCCACGCAUCUCACCCUUCCUACACAAGUUUUACUGUAGGAAGCCCUGCUCUAGGGUAAGCUUAUCUUCCUUCCAGAGGUAGCUGAAAAAAUGAUGUGUUGUAGAGCUGAGCCAAAAGGCACCACGGAGCAGCACUGCUCCCUGCGUGUCCAUGGUCCUCCGAGACAGGAGUCAGUGGAGAGGAAAAUACAAUUAGCUGUUCUGUACCCUCCUGUAGGGAAAAAAGCAUCUCCAGUGCAGGGACAGGGGCAUGCAUUUCUUCCUGAUCACUUCUCUGCUUAUAGCCAGUAAGAAAUAAUGGCAAGCUGGACUAAUUGCAUUAUUGGAUAGACAUUUAGUCUUUUAAAUCCAAAGCAGUAACGACCUGUCUGGAGACAUGCUGAGGUAAGAGGCCUUCUGGAAAGAUGUUACUCCCUGUUAAAGAUGGAAUAAGAAAAACUGUGUAGCUUUGCUUAGAAAAAGUAAUGUGUGGUGAGUUUGGGAUAAAGCAGAAUCUUGGAUGGAAGAAAAGACCCAGGAACCCCAGCUCCAAACAGGGAGCAGGGCCAGGUGCCCUCCAGACACUGCUGUGGCCCCCUCUCUGAGGAGCUUUUCCAACUGUGAAAUUGCAAUGUUAAUACUUCAUUACCAUCUGUUCCUUUCAGACAUGUUGAGGUGAUUAAUUUAUCUUCUUAAGCCCCUUGAAAAUGAAAGCAGUCUAUUAGUGCUAAGUAAUACUGUUAAUUGGCAAGAGAGAAAGAGGCAGCCUGUGGGUUUAUGAGUUGGAAAUAAAUAAUUCUCAUCGACUCCCACAGUACCAGUUAAAUACCUUGGUGGGACUUGCUGUGUCAGUCACUUGUGUCUCCCUUUCAGGGGACUUUAGAUCUGUAAAAGUGAAGCAAGUUUUGAUUUCUAAGUUUUAUUUCUUUUUCCUCCAUUCAGAACUAUGGAUCUGAAAUGAGGAAUACAAUGUGCCUUUUGAGCUUCUUUCCAAAGCGUUGUUGUUUACGCAGGUCACAAGAUCCAGCUGACCCUUUGCAAAUAAGGAGGAUCUAAUGCCUGCGAGCCUGUGUGUAGAGCCCUGGGCUGCUCGUGUCUGCAAGUACCGUGUGCCUGCUGAGGGAGGGACCCUGGUGCUUUCCACUGGUGUUCUAGUCCAGGGCAUCCCACUCCCCUUCCCCUAUAAACCACAGAGCCAUGUGGUUUAUAAAGGGGAAGGGACGAGUAAACUUUGUGGGUGAUGUGUGGGUUAAUGAGAAUUUUAUUUCUUUUCUCACUCAAAAAGAAACUUGCAGCCAAAAGUUCUGCCCGGUACAAAAAUGGGUGUGCGCCUUUUUCACCUCUGCAAGCUGGAAUGAGUGUAUCCAUUUUCCACGGGGCAGCAGCCCCGCUCUGGGCAAAACCAGUGCUGUGGGGUCAUUUCAUCCUCCUCUGGGAGCUCCUUCACAGGACUAAGCUCACGGCUGCUUGUGGCUUUUACUGCCGGUCUGCAUCAGUGAAGGGAACGGUGCAUAUCCUUUGCUGUGGUCACUCGGAUGCCCGGCUUCCAUCUUCCUCCAGCUGGAGAAGUGCUGGGUUUUGAGCUGACAGCCAUCACAUGUACAAGGGCCAAUGUGUUCAGAUAGCAGAGAACUAAGCUGUAGCUUGUCUUUAGAAGCAUUAAUCCUAUCUAAUAUGUGACCUAAACAGAUGUCAUCUAUCUUACUAUCAGCCUUUCAAUACGCUACGGGCUAUGCCACUCAGACAACAUGAGAAGGAAGCUUAGAAAACAAGGGGGAGAAACAGAAGCAAGGAAAUGACACUGCAGCUGUCCAUCCUGUCCCGGCCACCCCCUGCUCGCCUAAGGGCAGAAAGGGCAACUCCAGCAACAACGAGGUCCAAUGGACGAUGCUCAGCAACAACAGUCGCAGGUGACUCAGCGGUGUGAUGAAGGAGAGAGGUUGUCCCCCAUGAUGCUAAAAGCAGCGUAGCACCACAAAUCUGGGUCAGGAGCUCCGGUGAACUCCUGCGGGCCAGGAUUACAUCUCCUAGCUCCACCUGGCGCACAGCCCAGCAGUGCAGACAGACGCUUUUCCCCCUGCAUUUUUCUGGUACCUUCUCACCUCCUACGAUUUUAACUGUAAAGCAGAGAUGGGGUCCCAGCUUCCUGCACCAUGAACCUUGCCAAAACACCCUUUUGUUUGUGCUUUCCAGUGCACAACUGCUGACAGGCAGCUCUUUGCAGUCGAUGAAGCACACAGAACUCUCCAGGCUUGGGUGCCGUCAUCUGACCUGCCCAGUACUUACUGCCCUGACAGCAACGGCAGGAGCUGGCGUUUCUGGUCCUUCCCCUACCACGGACACAACACCCUCAGUAAUGACACAUGCAUAAAGUCAGUCCUUUCAUCUCCUCUGACUGCUUUUUGUGAUGGUUGUAUACAAUUUGCUUACCCUGUCUCUGGCACUGGCUGUAGUGCAAACUGCUUCGCUCCAGAUUGGGAGCAGAAAUUCCUGCAUGUAGACUGGCCAGCAAACUGUGGCAGAGUGUUACUUUCAGCCAAACACCGCAGGGAGAACUAUAUCAGGCAUUGAAGCAAAGCCACACUCCUGGCCUUGGCAAGUCUCCUUGCAGGUUUGGACCACAACAAGUAAGAGAUUUGUUCACGUCUGUGGUGGGACCCUUAUUCACGAUUGCUGGGUUCUCACUGCAGCCCAUUGCUUCCAGAAGUAAGUUCUGCUUUUGGUUAGACUUCCUGGAGAAGCUACAGAAAACCUUUCUGGUAAUCUCUUUAAAUGAAAGCAGCGUGUGGAGUUUAGGUGUAGUCUGUACUUCUGUUGCAUGUGAAGUGGGAUAGACUAUAUGUGAGACAGGCUGAUAGUAAUUUAAAAAAGUUUGCAGAAAUGAGAAAUCCUUAACCUAGAAGAAGCGAAAAGGCCAAGUGUGGCAUGCAGGAAAAGACCAUUACAACAUCUGUUCACAGCCUCUGUAUGAAACUGUUUGUGUGGGAGUUCAAAAAUAUUUAGUUUAUCUCUGGAAUUGAGGUAGCUUGACAAAAAACCGCAAAGAUUCAAGGCACGUAAAUACAGCACAGAGAGCUCUGAAAAUCCCCUGCAGGGAAGUAAAGCCUCGGACUUAAGCAAAACUGACUGCUGCCCCUCUCGGCUCCUUGGGCUGCUUGGUGACUGCGAGGUUGGCCUCUGGCCAUGGGCAGGAUGAGCUCUGGGGGAAGGCUGGGGAUGGAUCUGGCAUGCAGUUGUGAGACCGAGCACCAGGUCACGGCCUGCCUGGAAGGGGACCAAGGACAGACGUCAGAGAGGAUAUGAGGGCGGGAUGCAGCCAGGCUGACAGGGACAAAGAGAAAACAACCCACUUCCAGCAGCAGAGCUUGAAGCAACUGGUGAUUCCCCCGGGAGCUGCAUGAAUUUCCCCAAUGCCUAUAAGGACGACCCUUCUAUAAUUUCAUAUUCUGCUUUAGGACUGUUGCUGUCUCUGAGAGGAGCGGCCAUCAGCUUGCAACUCUGCCUUGGCAUCUGGCUUCACCUCUAGCAGUGCCAUGCUUGCCUCGCCGCAUCAGUGUGCUGCACUUCUUUAUUUCCCUUUCAAAAGGCAGCGUUGUGCUGCUUAACUCUGCGGUAGAAUUGUGGAACUGGGAAAUUACAUUAUGAGGCAUUAAAUAUAGGAGUUAAC